Molecule: messenger RNA, 1656 nt
Organism: Gigantopelta aegis
Lineage: Eukaryota; Metazoa; Mollusca; Gastropoda; Neomphalida; Peltospiridae
Product: endoglucanase E-4-like
Exons: 10
Biological process (GO): carbohydrate metabolic process
Molecular function (GO): hydrolase activity, hydrolyzing O-glycosyl compounds; polysaccharide binding
Source: RefSeq, a predicted model, not a curated record
AUGUCAAUAACCGGAGUGUUUUCCAAAACCGGCAGCUGCGAUUCAACUUCAGGGCAUUCUUCUUACUCUAUCCCGGAAUCCUGGCACGGCGGCUUCAUUGGAAAACUCUGCAUGACAACUAAAACGGCUGAGUGUGGAUGGCAAGUGACCAUGACCUUUAGUCCAGCGAUCACCAGAAUAAAGAGCUUGUGGGAUGGAAAGGUUCAUCAGCCGGCGUCUGGCAGCACCGUCGUCGUGGAUGAUGCUGCAUACAACAGAGAAAUCAAAGCGGGCGGCAAGGUCUGUUUCGGCUUCGACACGGCCAUUAAUGGCGUCCAUGUUUCCAAGUCAACCAUGUCAAUAACCGGAGUGUUUUCCAAAACCGGCAGCUGCAAUCCAACAACAGGCCGCUACAACUACAAGGACGUGUUACACAAGUCGAUUCUCUUCUACGAGGCGCAGCGAUCAGGUGUCCUUCCGCGAAACAAUCGAAUCCGUUGGCGAGGUGAUUCGGCCGUUAAUGAUUCGUCUCCAAAUGGCAGAGAUCUGUCCGGGGGAUGGUAUGAUGCUGCCAAAGUGAGAACAUCUCCAGAAGAUAAAUAUUUUGGGAUGAACAACCAACUCCUCUUGCAUACUGCCAUCUUACAAGGUCACCAAGCACUGCAGGUGAACCAGAUGGCCAUUGCUGUCCUUAGAAGAAGGAUGAUAAGGCACAGAAGAAGAAGACCACGAACCUGGUGGGUCCGCCCCUGGCUGACACAACAGAGAAGGUUACAGUUCGGGGACUACAACCAACUUAUGCAAGAACUGCGGCUAGAAGAUGAAGGGACUACCGACUACAAGGAUGAGCUCUGCUGGGGGGCGGCCUGGUUGUACAAGGCGACUGGUGAUGUGACAUACAUCCAACAAGCUCACGAAUUCGCCUUCGCGGACUCUCGAGAAUGUUCGUGGGACGACAAGAUUAGAGGAUGCCAGUUAAUGGCGACGUCACACGACACGAGUAGCUCAUACCAGAAGAGCAUCGCAAGCGAUGAAAUCAUAAUGAUUGUCUUAUCACAUUCGGUUACUCUUAUUGCGAAGGAACGAAAUGAUGUCACUAACGAAAAUACAUUCAAGUCGUACAUCGUUAAUUUCCUGGCGGACUGGAUGCCAAGAGGAUCUAUAAAGCAGACCCAGUGCGGCCUCGGCUGGCUACAAAAGUGGGGUUCAUUGCGCUAUGCAGCGAACACGGCUUUGAUUGCUCUGAUCGCCGCCGAGGACGGCAUCUAAACGACGUCAUUCAGGACGUGGGCGACGAAACAAAUCAACUUCAUGCUUGGUGAUAAUUUGAACCACGGGAGCUACGUCGUUGGCUUCGGCAACAACCCGCCUGUACGGCCUCAUCACAGUAGUAGUUCUUGUCCAGACAAGCCUGCCCCAUGCGGCUGGAACGAGUACAACAGCCCCGACCCUAACCCGCAGACCCUGUACGGGGCGCUGGUGGGUGGACCCGCCCUGAACGAGUCGUACAAAGACGUGCGCAGCGACUACAUCCAAAACGAGGUAACGAACGACUACAACGCUGGCUUCCAGUCCGCAUUAGCUGGUUUGAGACAUCUUGAAGCUUCGUCAUAGCUUCCGGUAGUAACCCCGCCACCUGGAUGUUAAAACCUACAAAAGAAAAUAAUCCUGUCAAAU